Molecule: messenger RNA, 3211 nt
Organism: Pangasianodon hypophthalmus (striped catfish)
Lineage: Eukaryota; Metazoa; Chordata; Actinopteri; Siluriformes; Pangasiidae
Product: nuclear body protein SP140-like protein
Exons: 16
Coding region: 175-2001 (608 amino acids)
Biological process (GO): regulation of transcription by RNA polymerase II
Cellular component (GO): nucleus
Molecular function (GO): protein binding; DNA binding; DNA-binding transcription factor activity, RNA polymerase II-specific
Source: RefSeq, a predicted model, not a curated record
UUCCGGUUUUCGGGCGUGGAAGUGAGCGGUGCAGUGUGAUCCAGGAAGGCGGGAGAUUUGUAGAAACUUCAGCUUUAUAUCACCAAAACAAACGUUGAGAGAUCCGCGGGGAAGCACUCAGCCCUGUUAGGGAUCAGGAAGAUAACCCCUGGUUUACUGUACAGAGGAGACCCAAUGGAUCCGCUGGAGUUUCUAACGCAGGAGGAAUUAACUCGGUUUUUUCACUGCAAGAAGACAGAGAUCUCCUGCAUGGAGGAACCACACACCUUCCUCCACCAGCUCCGAGACCACAACCUGGUCCCUGAGGAUCUCUACCAGAAGGUGAUAAAGAUGAAGUGUAAAGACAGAAGGCAGGAAGGUGUGUAUCAGAUUUUGGACUGGCUGGAGAAGGAGCGAGGACAGUGUGUGAAGCUGUUUUGGACUUGUGUAUUUAAGAAUCACAUCUUGCAGAAAUAUUCGGUUUUCCGCUUGCUCCGAAACAGCCUCCUGGACGGCUCCUUCAGGUUUUAUAUGGAGCUCCCUGAUGCAGCGGAACUAAGCAAGAAUGAGAAAGAUUCAAUCCAGAGCAAGGAAGAUAAAGCAGAUGGACAGAUUGGUGGAAGAAAGAGAAAGAAAAGCACUGAAGAAACAGAGAAGCGAGAGGAACCAGGCCCUUUCUCUUUCUCUAAUCGGAACCAGAAGAAACAAGCUAAGAAGCCCACAUUCACCACUCCAUUAAAAAAAGGAGAGAAGGCGGAUAUUUGGAUGUGGGAUUUUUAUAAAACUCAGCUCCCUGUAACCUGCGGUGAUAAAGAAGGCAUUCUGUAUCGGGACAAACUGGCCAGAGGGCUCAAGAGUAUCCAGUCUCAGGGUCGCUGGUUCACUGCAAGCGAAUUUGAGAAGUUUGCUGGAAAGGGAAGCAGCAGGAACUGGAAACAGAGCAUCCGCUGCCAAAACACUCCACUGCAGAAACUUAUAGAGGAGGGUCAUCUACAGUCUCCAAGUGCAAAAAGACGCUAUGAUCAGAAGAAUCAGAAAAUUCAGCUUCCUGUCAGCUCUUUGGAAGCCACUAGCCCCCUGUUGCUCCACUGGUGUCUGUUAGAGUCAGUAUCCAGUGUAGAGACGGAGGGAUCACGUGAAGACCAUGAGGAGGAAUGGAAACUGAAACACGAAGAAGAAGAGGAAGAAGACAGCGAGCCAGUGGAUUUGUCUAAACUGAAUGUUUUUGCUUUACCGGUCAGCUGCGGCUCUGUCAGUGGGAUUUUAUAUAAAGGCAGAUUUGCAGGGUCACGCAGUAAGAGCAUCCGCACAGAGGAGCGCUGGUUCACUCCUGAGGAGUUCGUAAAGCAGGAGUUAACGCUGACAGAUGGACACUGGAGGAAAGAUAUACUGUGUCAUGGAAAAACCCUUAGCUACCUGGUGAAGAAGAAGAUCCUGUAUGUUCAUUCCCUGCUGUGUCGAUGUCAUCUGUGCUGUCCUGACGACCCGCUGGAUCAGGAUAACGAUGACGUGUGCUUCAUUUGUAACUCUGCUGGAAAUCUGGUGUGCUGUGAUGAGUGUCCACGAGCUUUCCAUCAUCAGUGUCACUUACCAGUGCUACAGGAAAGAACUCUCGGGGGCAACUGGAUGUGCACUUUCUGUGUGUUAAAGACUAACCAGGGAUUGUGGAUUCACAUGACCAAUGAAGGCAUUCUGAACAGUCCUGUUUCCGGAAACAUUAUGCGUUGUGAGUAUUUGCUGUUGUGUUUGUAUAAGGAGGACGCACUGCGUGUGUUUACUAGAGAUCCCACUGCAACAGUGCCGAGGUACACCAGGGUGAUCUCGAAGCCCAUGUGGCUGGACCGAGUGAAGACCAAACUGCAGAGCAACCAGUAUAAAGCAGUGAGAGAGUUUGUGGGAGACGUCAGGCUUAUCUUUCAGAACUGCCACAUUUUCAACAAGGAUAAUGAGUAUGGGAAGAUGGGAGCCAGACUGAGUGAGAUCUUUGAGCGCGAGUUCAACACCAUCUUUAAGAUCCAGUAGCAAUUCUCCUCUUUUACAAUCCUGUUUAACUGGCAUUAAUCUCUUCAUCUCCUGGCACCUGUCUGUCAAACCUCUAACUUUCAUAACUACAUGUCUUUUUAUAUACUUUAAGAUGAAUAACUGAAUAAUAAGCUUGGUCUUUAAGACAUUAAACUUCAUAUUGGGUACAAAAUCCUGUUGUUAACCUAUAAAGCAAUACGUGUUUUAGCUUUAAAUUUUAGACACAGCUUUAUGAAUGUAUAUGCAUUUACUGUUCCUUUAGUUUUUGUUUAUUUUUAAUUAAGCUUUUAUAUUUGAGUAUUGGGUAUUCAAUCUUUUUUCUUUGUAUUCUUGUGUGAUCUCUUAAAAAUAGUUUACUUCCUUCCUACUUGCACUUUUUUAUUGGUUUCUGCACUAAUCUGUCAUUGUUUAUUUUCAGUUUUACACACUUAUAUGAACACUCUUUUAUUCGUUUAUUCAUAUCGUAAAUGAUGCUUCUAAUGCAUUUGAUUUAUGUAGUAUUGUCAGACUGUGUUCAGUUUUCUGACCAGCAGUGUUUACUCGAUUAUGUGUAUUUUUCAUUUUACUGUACUACCACUUUACUGUACUACUGUCAUUUUAUCUGCUUCAUUAUGUGCUGAAAUACGAGGUUAAAUACUUUGUCUUUAUACUUAAUAACUUUAGAAAAAAUGUUUUACAAGAAAUAAAUAAUCUAUUAUUAUUAUUAUUAUUAUUAUUAUCAUUAUAUCAGAUAGUGAAGUGAAGAGCAAGUGAAGUGAGUUCAUGUCUAGUCCUGGACUGUCUUUUACAUAGCACAAUAACUUCUCUUGGUGUGUCUCAACAUGAGAUCAAGUAAUAUAAAUGAUAAUAUAAAUGUUCAGCUAUCCUGUUAUGGUUCCUUCAUUAUUUAUAUUAUGAAGCACAUCACACAGUCUCACUUGUGAACUUAGGAUUUUAAGGUUCGAUCAGGUUUCGGAAAGAACAUGAGGUAAAAUUUUAUAAUAAUGUAAUAGGAAGGUCAUGAAUUGCUUCUCAGGAUAUUUACCCUUACAGUACCCUCUAGUGUAUAUAUCUGUUACUGCACAGUGUUUGCUAAAUUACAGAAGUCUCAAAAUACUCUAUAAAUACAUAGUAUAUUGUGUUAUCUUACAGAGAAAUAAUAUGAAAAAAUGCAGCAGUACAUCUGCAGCUCAAAUACACAUACACUCCAAUAAAUAUAUUCAUAACUUCA